This is a messenger RNA of Micropterus salmoides (largemouth bass), 1320 nucleotides long. RefSeq lists its product as uncharacterized. Bases 16 to 1206 code for a protein of 396 amino acids. Lineage: Eukaryota; Metazoa; Chordata; Actinopteri; Centrarchiformes; Centrarchidae. The record is from RefSeq and is a predicted model, not a curated record. Gene Ontology annotation, cellular component: external side of plasma membrane. The transcript has 5 exons. Gene Ontology annotation, biological process: cell surface receptor signaling pathway; negative regulation of T cell proliferation; T cell costimulation.
UACAGAUUGGAAAAUAUGUUUGUGACUCAUAGUUAUCUGUGUGACCUCACAGUUUCCCAGCAUGCCUCAGCUGUGGAGCUGUAUGAGGGGGAGGAGUUUGUCCUGCUGCCCUGUGAGUUUCUCACCUUUGACCUGGACGACCCCACAGCGGUGUGGAGCCGCUACGAUCUUGAUCCUCCAACCGUCCACCAGCGUCAGCAGGAAGGUGAUGAACUUAAAGACCAAAACCAGCUUUACAGCGGCCGAACAUCCAUGAUGACUGACGCUCUGGAAACUGGAGACCUCAGCCUUAACCUAACAAAACUCCAGCUCUCUGACAGCGGCAGCUACACCUGCACCGUCAGAGCAGCAGGAGGACAAUGGAGAGUGACAGAGAUACAGCUGCAGGUCAAAGAACGAUUUCCAUCCUGGGCCAAAGUUCUCCUGGUUCUCCUGGUUCUCCUGGUUGUUGCUGGGUGUCUUUUGGUACAUUUCCGGCAGUAUUUCAUGUCAGUCUACCAGGUGGAGGUGGAGGAGGGGGUGGAGUCUGUCCUGCUGCCCUGCAAAACCACAGUUCACCUGCCUGAAGACGUAACAGUGGAGUGGAGGGACAGUUCAGUCUUCAACAGGAAGGUCCACGUAUAUAAGAACGGCUCUGACCAGCCUGAAGAACAGGACGAUCUUUACAGAGACCGAACAGAGAUGAAGAGAAACCUGCAGAGACCUGGAGACCUCAGUCUGACCCUGAAAUACCCCAAAGGCAGAGACAGUAACACCUACACCUGCACCGUCUACAGCAGGGAGAGACACAUCCUGAUGGAGAAACAAGUGGAGCUCGAAGUCAAAGUCUGUCAGGUGGAGGUGGAGGAGGGGGCGGAGUCUGUCCUGCUGCCCUGCAAGACCACAGAGAACCUGCCUCAGGACAUUAGAGUGAGGUGGAGACACUUUGAACCCCAAGCCAAAAAGACAGUCCACGUGUAUCAGAACGGCUCUGACCAGCCUGACCAACAGGACCAGGUUUACAGAAACCGAACAGAGAUGAAGGAAGACCUGCUGAGAACUGGAGACCUCAGUCUGACCCUGAAAUCCCCCACAGUCAGAGACAGAGGACGAUACAGGUGCAAUGUCUUCAACAGUGACGGAAACAUCCAGAGAGGGAAAACUGUUCAUCUCAGGGUCAAAGAGUCAGCAGAUUAUCAGGAGGAGGAAAGGGACAGCUGGCUGUGAACUGAUGUCCUCACUGGGUUUCUGAAGACUUCCUUUAGUGAGAAGCAGAUUAACUUUGUGCUUGUUGGAGUUUCUACAGGAAGAUGAAGAUGUUUGUGGUGUUUGUGAUCCUCG